Tetranychus urticae (two-spotted spider mite) is the source of this 1797-nucleotide messenger RNA. It is a transcript of the gene Cog2, whose product is annotated as conserved oligomeric Golgi complex subunit 2. NCBI's taxonomy places the organism in Eukaryota, Metazoa, Arthropoda, Arachnida, Trombidiformes, Tetranychidae. The record is from RefSeq and is a predicted model, not a curated record. Gene Ontology annotation, cellular component: membrane; COG complex. Gene Ontology annotation, biological process: intra-Golgi vesicle-mediated transport; Golgi organization; protein transport.
AAAGUGUUUGCGUCACUGAAAUAAUAAACAUAUGAUUAGCAAAAAAUUAAUGUAUCGAAAUUGUUUACAUUGUAAUUGAUUUUUUUAGUUGAAAAAUUAUUUCUUUUAUUUGUUAAUCUAGUGUUAAAUACCAACUUCUUCUCAGUUCAUGCUAACUUUACCAUGGACGUUAGUGCUCUGCCUCAAGUUAAUGAGGGAUUUUGCUUCACCGGUGAAGAGUUCCUUCAAGAUAACUUUACGGUAGAUGAUUUCAUUAAAAAUCACCGGAACGACAUUUCGCUGGAACAAUUGAGACAGGAUCUCAGUAGCUAUCUGAGAACAUGUCGACUUGCCUUGAUCGAUACUAUCAAUGAAGAUUACAGUGAUUUUAUAAAUUUGAUGGAUGAUUUGGUUGGUCUUGAUACAAAUAUAAAUAACCUGAUAGAGCCUUUGGAAAGUAUUCGAAAUGAUAUAAAACUGGUUGAAGAUGAUUUCGCUGCUUCUCUUAAUGAAAUUUCUGGAAGGAUGCAACAAUUACAGCUUACCCACCAAAAAAGAAAACAAAUUGAAUUGAUACUGAAUGUCCAUAGGAAUCUUCAAAAAGUGGAAAGUUUAUGUACUGCUAUUGAAAACUCUGACACUGAAACAGCUGAUCUGAAACCAGAUAUUACAUUAAUUGAAAGAAUAGCAAUUCAAAUGGAAGAAAUAGUUGUAAAUCUAGAGUAUAAUAAUUCUGGUCCAUUAAAAAUAUUCACAUCAGCUGAGUUGGAAUCGAAAUCAAGGAAUUUAACUGAACGAGUACGUCGUAUAAUGGAAAAGUCAUUCGUCCAAAUUAUUUCCAGAUCUGAUGGAUCCAAAAUUCAACGGUUUUAUACAAUAUUUUUGCUCAACGGACAAUUGAAUGUUCUCGAGAAAAUGUUGAUUGGUAGAAUACGACCGUAUCUUAUUUCUGUAAUUUCUGAAUCAAGAUUGGAAGCUUUAGGAACUGAAAAAUUUUUCGAGGAUGUCAAAAAUCUUAUAUUAAGCCAAUUUAAUGUUUUUUUCCAUUUGGAAGAUGAUUGCUCUAUCUGGUUCAUUAGUCGUAUUUGGAAUGAGCUAGUUUCAUCAUUGACUCUUUUGAGUCCAUCUUUAUUUGCAUCUGGUAACCCGGAUCAGUUUCAUUCCAAUUAUACUGCCACUAUUAAAUUUUUAGAUUCACUUAAAGUGGAAAUACAAAAGGACGGAAAAUUGCCGAUAAACUUGCAACUGCAUCUUUUAAUCCUAAAAUUCAACACACAAGUUUAUUUUCGCAUAAGAUUUCAAGAAAUUGCUUCUCGAUUUGAAUAUGCUCUUAAACAGCCUUACACUUAUCAACCCCAAGAGGAGAAGAAAUUUACUAUUUCUCCAUUAAUCGUAUUACUCGAGUCAAUCAAUGAUUGCUGGUCAACCGAAAGAAUCUAUUUGCCACCUUUAUUCAUUAAUUUUUGGAAACUGACUCUUCAAUUAAUUGCCCGGUGCACUGUUUGGUUAAGCACAAUCCAACUUUCUGAUCUUUUCAUUGAAAAUGUUACCUCAAUCACGGAGUCAUCUCGUUUAAAGUGCUCUUUAUUGUCCUUAAUCUUUUCUCAGACAGAAAAGACAUUGAAUCAGAUCAGAGAUAUUUACAAGGAAACUAUAUUACCUUUGAAACCUGAUAAUUUUGAUGAAAAAUUGUUGCAAGAAUCAUUAGAGGACGGGCUAUUGAUGAUAGCAGAAACUGGUCUACCAAAUAUAGUUAAAUUAACAAAAGAAUGUCUAGUGAAUAAAAAUUUAACCUAAUUUAUUGUUUAAUAUUAUUAA